AUGAGUUCAAUCUACUGGAUCAUGUGGCUCUACUCGCUGUUAGGUACACUCGCGACACUGUUGGUAUGCGUCGAAAGUGCCUCGAUAUCGGCUACUUCCGACCCGGAUACGUUUCAAGAGCUUUCUCUAAAGCCUGAAGGUGCUGCAACCGAUAGACUACUGAGAUCUGCUGAUACUAGCGACGAGCUAAGCGAGAACAGAGUGACGAAUGCUGGCAUCGAAAAAAUCACGAAUCUGUUCAAGACGGGAGUAACAAAGACUAAAACGUCGGGACAGCAUUCUGCAGAUGAGAUUCUUAAAAAGUUCAAGCUUGAGAAUGGAAUAGAGGAGGCUCUGGUCAGUCCUAACUUGAAGGCUAUGGAGGAUUACGUUAAAGACCUGAAUUCGAAGAAUCGCUUUAAGAAAACGUCCAUGAUUAGGUUAUUCACGAAGUAUUAUGGAGACGAUGUGGUGGCGAAAGCGCUCUCGAAGGUACAGGGCAGCGCGCAUUCUGCGGAUGCUGUGGAUACGAUCAAACAGCUACGAAUGGAGCAGCUAACAGCUUGGCUAAAGAGCAAGAAGUCCGUCGAUGAUGUUUUCAAACUGCUGAAGCUGCGUGAUGAUUCUCUAAUGGCUUUUGUCAGCCCAAAGAUGGCGAUGUUGGAUGACUACAUCAAGCUAUUCAACCGAGAAAAAUCUAGUGGCAAAACUUUGGCGAAGACGUUGGUGACUGGAUUUGGAGAAAGCCAAUUUGUAUCUCUUCUGCAGCUUGGACUGAAAAACUCAUACACAAAAGAUCUGGCCACGUCAUUGGAAACCGAGUUAGUAAAUCUGUGGCUGGCAAGCAAAUUCAAACCUGGGGACAUAAUGAAGAAGCUCAAAUUGGACGAGGAUAUGGGACUUGCUCUUGCCAACCAAAGCCGGCAAAGUCGCGAACUUUUGACACGAUAUAUUUCGGUUUACAACCAAAGGUAUCCGAAUAGUAAGACGUCGUUGGUUGCGACAUUUACUGCUCGAUAUGGAGAUGAUGUGGUGGCGGAGACACUCUACAUGGCGCGACAGGCACCUGACUCUAAAAGAUUGGCAAUAGAUCUGCAGAAACAACAGUAUAUGGAGUGGCAGAAUAGUGGGAUAUCAGCUGAUGAUGUUUUUAAGGCUCUGAAAGUUAAAGUUGAAGAUUUCGCAACCAUCAUCAGCCCGAAGUUAGAGAGCUUAUAUGAGUAUAUCAAGAUACUCAAGACCAACGAUCUCCGAGGAGCACCCGAUGAUUUCACGGUUGUAAGAAGUGGCCUUGGUGGGGAUGGAGAUCUUGCGCGCAUGCUCGUUAGGUCGUUUACCGUGUCAGACGCGCUCAACAUGGAUGCUGCUUCCUCUAUGGCCACGGUGUACGAGAAAAAGUUGUUUAAACGAUGGACCAACGACAGCAUUGAACCGAAAACUAUCUACAGCAAAUUUCUCAAUGUGGAAGAGACUUCUGCGAAUACUUGGGAAAAAGCGUUUGCAUCCCGGUACGCGUCAUACUUCGAGAAAAAGAAGUUUUCUUCAAAUCUCGUUAACUUCAAUGACCCUAGGCGCUUAUAAUUACUGAGAAGCAGUGUAGAUGCUAACAGGAUAAUAUAUCUUUCUCAAAUC
Molecule: messenger RNA, 1611 nt
Organism: Phytophthora nicotianae INRA-310
Lineage: Eukaryota; Oomycota; Peronosporomycetes; Peronosporales; Peronosporaceae
Exons: 1
Coding region: 1-1560 (519 amino acids)
Source: RefSeq, a predicted model, not a curated record